Molecule: messenger RNA, 1157 nt
Organism: Psammomys obesus (fat sand rat)
Lineage: Eukaryota; Metazoa; Chordata; Mammalia; Rodentia; Muridae
Gene: Gdf15
Product: growth differentiation factor 15
Exons: 2
Coding region: 82-993 (303 amino acids)
Biological process (GO): SMAD protein signal transduction
Cellular component (GO): extracellular region
Molecular function (GO): cytokine activity; growth factor activity
Source: RefSeq, a predicted model, not a curated record
CGGGGCGGACAGAGUCCGGUGGGUAUAAAGGCGGCGGCAGAGGGCUCAGCCACAGCCACAGCCACAGGGGGACACAGCGCCAUGGCUCUGCCCGAGCCCCAGGCCCGGCUCCCAGAAGGCUCGCAGCUGAGGUUCCUGCUGUUCCUGCUGCUGCUGCUGCUGCUGCUGUCAUGGUCGUCACCGGGGGGCGCCCUGGCAGUGACCGAGCCGCGACGCUCCCUCCCGGAGCCCCAACUCCACGCCCACGAGCCCCGAGGUCGCUUCCAGGACCCGCUGAGGCCGCUGCAUGCCAACCAGAGCCGGGAGGACUCGAACUCAGAAUCCAUCCCCGACAAGGCGGUCCGGGUACUCACUCCAGAAGUGCGACUGGAGUCCCACGGUCACUUGCUGCUCCGCGUCAACCGGACGUCGCUGACCCACGGCCUCCCCAAAGCCUACCGCGUGCACCGAGCCCUGCUCCUGCUGACGCCGUCGUCCCGGCCAUGGGACAUCACCGGGCCCCUGCAGCGCGCGCUCAGCCUCCGGGGACCCCGUGGCCCCGCGCUGCGCCUGCGCCUAGCGCCGCCUCCCGACCCGGCCGUGCUGCCCUCUGGAGACGCGCGGCUGGAACUGCACUUCUGGGCGGCCGCCGGCAGGGGGCGCCGCAGCGCGCAUGCGCGCCCGAGAGACUCCUGCCCGCUGGGUCCUGGGCGCUGCUGUCACCUGCAGACUAUGCAGGCGACACUCGAGGACCUGGGCUGGAGCGACUGGGUGCUGUCCCCGCGCCAGCUGCAACUGAGCAUGUGCGUGGGCGAGUGCCCCCACCUCUACCGCUCGGCCAGCACGCACGCGCAGAUUAAAGCGCGCCUGCACGGCCUGCAGCCCGACCGGGUGCCCGCCCCGUGCUGCGUCCCCUCCAGCUACACCCCGGUGGUCCUCAUGCAUAGGACAGACAGCGGCGUGUCACUGCAGACCUACGAGGACCUGGUGGCCCGGAGCUGCCACUGCGCAUGAGCGCCGGGCCCCGCCGUCACCUGCACUCCCCUUCCAGGAUGCUAUUUAUAUUUGUAUUUAUUAAUAUUAUUAAUUUAUUGCGGUCGGGCUGGGUGGAUGGAUUGUGUAUUUAUUUAAAACUCUGCUAAUAAACGUGAGCCUGGUUUCUAUGGGGUGUCUCGGUG